AUAAAAAAAAAUCAAGUUAGUUACCAUUUCAAUGGCAGGAAAGCCUGAGCUAUUGGUAGUUUUCAAGUGUGGUGUGAAAGGGUAUAGCUGUAAAAUAUAUUGAUGCCGAAACCCCUCUCUAUUGAUAGGCCGCAGUGCGUGGACAAUCUGCAGCCUGGAAAGACACUGGGCCACUGCAUGGCCAAUCUGACACAAUUGGGGUGAAACGGGCCAGAAAAUACUAUUCUCUCCCAUUCUUUUCUAUCAAUCGGGGCUUACAAACUGUGCAGAAUGAGAGGCAGGACGGGGAGAGAGGGGGGAGAAGGACAAUUAGCGAGAACCUUAAAGUGAAAAACGCUUAACGACGAGGCAGUUGUCACAGAGGGUUCCCCCUGCUCUGUUCAUGGUUAAAGGGGAACAGAUUUGUUUGUCCGCGCUGAAAAUUGGAGCAGUGAAGUUGCAGAUGUGAGCUUCUUGCAAAGGAAUGCGUUUUGCAAGCCCCCCCCCCUCCCCGCCCGCUCGACUGUUCCACUUGUGUUUUGCUACAGCAGAAGAGCGGACCACACAGAUCCUGGAGGUCUCAUGCAAGGAAAAUCAUAAACAUUAUUAUCCAGCCUAUCUCGUCAUGUACUGAGAGGAUUUGUGCGCAGCAGAGCUGCCUGGAAAUGGGUCCCACGACUGACUCCUAAAUGACGACCAAUCGGUAGCCAGGAUUGUAAAUGUGUGUGUGUGUGUGGGAGAGAGAGAGAGAGAGAGAGAGAGAGAGAGAGGAGGGGGGGGGGAAAACUUUUUUUUCUUUUUUUCGACAGAAGGAGGGGUGUUGUGGGGAAAUGCUCGGCGGACCGUGAAGCGUAACAGCAAGAAGAGGGACAAAGACGCACAUAGCGGGACAAACUGCGACAGAUAGAAACCUCUACCAACUACAAAAAAACAAACAAACAAACAAAUAGAAAACAUCGGAAUGCGUGGAUAAAUGCUGUGGAGAGGAUCCGAAACCAACGAUGGCAAGAAAUAGGAGUUCAAGUGUAGAGUUGUGGACAAUAACUGUGGUUACAGUGCGCGUUAACUUUGGAUAGCCCUGCGGCGCGUUUCGGUGUCCACCUCAGAUCUGCACCGGGACAUGGAGCAGACACAGGCAGCACUUUUGAAGGACGAUUACUCACUUUUUGAACGGACAUGUUUCCCGGAAUGACUCUUAUUGCGCUGUUUCUCUUCUUUGCAGCCACGCGGGGUGAUUUCCCCGAGUCAGAUCCUGUCUUACACUGUUGCAGAGCUCACCAGAGGGAACGCAAACGUAGCUUAUACGUGAAAGUUUGUGGACUAAGUGUGUUUACCGAUGAACUGGCUGCUUGCAAUACGUUAUACGGAAUACAUAUGAACUUAAAUCUGUGAGAUUCAAUGUGUAAAUUGUCCUGAUCCUAAUGUGCUGGUGGAGAAAGUGCACCUCGCCGAACUAGAACUCCAUCCAAGCAUGAAAUGUUGGUGCAGCGCCCUGGCACUUCUUCCAUGGGUGCUGGUGGCCUUAGAUGCCCAGCUUAUCUGCUGGCAGGCGCUCCUUCGGUGCCACGACGAGCCCGAGUGCGACCUUGCAUACAGUCAAUACUUAGCAGCAUGUGAGGGUAACAUCAGAGGCACGAGGAGGCAGUGUCCGAGCCACUGUAUAAACGCACUGAUAAGGCUCAAUCACACCCGCAACGGGCCAGACCUGGAGACCUGCGACUGCGCCCGGGAUCUGGAGUGCCUCAGCGCCAAGCGAGCCAUAGAGCCGUGCCUCCCACGCAGACACCCGAGCGAUGCAGGGGGGAUAGGAUGCAUGGAGGCCCGGCAGCGGUGUGAAGAAGACAGCAACUGCCAGAAAUCCCUCGUGGCUUACUUGUCAUACUGCGGGCAGCUGUUCAACGGCAGGAAAUGCUCCUCCAAGUGUAAAGCCAUCAUUCAAGAGAUGCUCUUUAUCCCAAAUGGCAUGCUGCUGAACCGCUGUGUUUGCGAUGGGGUAGAGAGACCUUUCUGUGAAGUGGUCAAGGAGAACAUGAGCAAACUUUGCGCCAUUGGAGACCACAUUGCUAUGGCAGACCAGCCUGAGGUGGAUGACAUGUAUGAGGAUGAGGACUAUGACCCUAAAGGUGACAAAGAUGAGGCCUAUAUUGAUAAAUCCUUCUCUGCAUCCCAGAGGUUGUCAAGCUGCAUGACGCUCCUGUUUCUUCCUCUAGCAUGGAUAUUGUACUGAGAUGAAACAUAUGUUGGAUUUAUAAAUGACAUGGAAUCAGAAACACUUCAACUUGCACCCCGGUCUGCUGGAGAAGGGAAGUUAUUUCUUCCACUCCCCCAGGCCUCUUUGCCAUCCCCUGUUUAGUUGCAGGGUGACAGUGAGCACAGUAGUGAUUUGUGUAGGCUUUCCACAACCGUACAAUUUGCAUAGUCGUAAUUCUUAGUGCACAACUCACUCAGGAAAACUGCCUUAAAACAUUGUGAUUCAAAUCUUCACACAGAUGGCCUUACAGUGCUCUGAGAGGACUGCUCACUUGUUGCUAAGUUGAAGGAAAGCCUGUGGACACUGUGGACAAAAAUACUUUCAGGUGAUGAUUAGAGGAAGUGAACCAUGCCACACUUUGUUGCAGGGCAUUGCCAUUCUGUGUGCCUUUAACCAGCUCCUGUUUGUUUGGUUUCAAUGGUACUUGGAGUGUGGCCUUAUUAAGACUUUAGACAAACAUUGGACCCAUCCAGCCUCUUGUUUGCUCUGCUCUCCAUUUCAGGGGCCUCUGCAUUGUUACAGCAACCACAUUUCAAAUAUUAGUGGCAACAGUCAAAGGACAGGCAAGGGUGUGGGAUCAAGUACUGAAAUUAACUGAAGCCCCUCUCCAGCAUUCUGUCUGGGGCCCCUCCCCCCAUACGAGAUUGUUUUAUUGAACUUUUCCUGAGACACCCACCACCCCUUCUUCCUCCUCUCUGCUGCCUGCCUCCCUUUCACGCCUUUAAAAAGACCCCUGUGUUUAUAACUGCUUUCACACUGAAGCAGCAAGCCAGGAGAAGUUGUCUGUUGCUGGUACAAAUAGGUCAACAUAUCAUACCUGGAGUUUGUCCACAGCACUACUCAAGAUAAGAGGUUUUACCCGCUUGGUUUUGUUACAUAAACGAUUUGAGGUUUUAAACAAACCAUGUGAUUCGGACAUAAAUUGUUGCAAUAAGCUUUUAUGAGCUCCUCAAACAAAGAAAAUAAAUCUUAUGGAUAUUAGCGAAUGUCAGACACCAGAUUAUGUUUUGCCUUAUCAAGUCUACAGUGGAGAAUACAUUAAUCAGUGAACAUGGCAGUGUCAUAACAACAUGAGCAGCAAUCUGCUCUGACUUGACAAACAUGGGCAUGUUAAUUAUUUUGUGUUUGUUAAAAGAGUAUGAGAGUCUACAUGUAGAGUGUGUUUAACAUGCAGGACUGUUAGUAAAGGAAAUGUACGAAUACAGAUGAAGCUCAAACUAAUUAAGAAGAGAGAGAUUGCGUUUGGUUGAAAUUCAUAAUAAGGUUGUUGUCCUCAGAAAGUGUAAUUUGAAGGCUUUUGUUUUGUGGCUGGAUGAAAAAUGUGUCAAAUUCAUUUGUAGUUGCACACGUUUGAGGAAUAGACCCAAUGUUACCUGUUUGCAGAUCCACAUCAGUAGUCCAGGGAUUUAAACCAGCAGUCGUUCUCUUUCUUCCACUACACCACGUAAAGCUGUUUAGCAAAAAGGGAAAGUAAAAACAAUCGUUAGUAUUGAUCACUCCUAAUGAAGCUGCCAAUGGUGUGUAAAAACUAAUCUUUUUGUUUUGUUUAUGAAACAUGUCCAUAAAUGUUAAAUUAUGAAGCUAGAAUAUGAAGAAUGUGUAUAUAUAUUUUACAGUUAUAUGCAGUAAAAUAAGCCAGUGUCUUCCCACUGUCACUUGGAUUUACAAUGUAAACACCCAAAACAUAUAGUCCACAAAACGUGACAUGAUUUUUAGAGUUAAACACUUCAGAGCAGUGUCUUUCAUGUGGAAGGGUGAGGUUUAUAAUAAAAAUAUUUGUGAGCUAAA
Larimichthys crocea (large yellow croaker) is the source of this 4018-nucleotide messenger RNA. Its product is annotated as growth arrest-specific protein 1. The record is from RefSeq and is a predicted model, not a curated record. NCBI's taxonomy places the organism in Eukaryota, Metazoa, Chordata, Actinopteri, Sciaenidae. Gene Ontology annotation, biological process: regulation of cell cycle. The coding region runs from base 1451 to 2206 and encodes 251 amino acids. The transcript has a single exon.